Molecule: messenger RNA, 4240 nt
Organism: Apus apus (common swift)
Lineage: Eukaryota; Metazoa; Chordata; Aves; Apodiformes; Apodidae
Gene: ABCG8
Product: ATP binding cassette subfamily G member 8
Exons: 13
Coding region: 501-2537 (678 amino acids)
Biological process (GO): cholesterol homeostasis
Cellular component (GO): plasma membrane
Molecular function (GO): ATP hydrolysis activity; ATP binding; ABC-type transporter activity
Source: RefSeq, a predicted model, not a curated record
CGCGCCUCUCCAGGCUGAGAGACUCUCCGCCCAACAUCCUCUGGUGCUGGGGCCCCGCAGGCUUCCUCCCUCAGGCUGCUGGGCAGGUGCCUAAUGCUGCCACCAUGCCUCUUCACAAUGCUGGACAGGGUCAGCCCCCCUCGCUGCCCCUGGGUCAGAGCAGGUCGCUGGCCCCGGAGCUCACCACCCAGGGAAGUGCCUAAAGGAAAAUAGAGGGGCUCCCAGUUCUUUCUUUUUCCUGAGAAUAACUGAUAGGUGAUUAGCUGAAGCCGUUAUCUGAUGUACCUUUAGCCUGAGCUGUUGCUGUCCCAGAGGAGGGGAGUAUUUCCCUGUCCUCAGGGUCACACCAGUGGCAGAGAGACAGCGCGCCAGGAGAAAUGGUGCUGUGGUGAAGGCGCCUGGAAAGGGCUGAGCUCAAAACCAAGAGAAGGAGGGUUUCUACAGCUUUCAUAGAGUUGACAGCCAAACCAUCACAGGGACUGAUAGCUUCCACGGCCAAUAUGAAAGAAACCACUGAAAACGUCUCUCUGGAUGGUCGCGGCUGGAACCAGGCGGCAUACGAGGGCUUGCCGACCAAGGCCCAGGACACUAUUUUUAGCUCUGAAGAAGAUAACAGUCUGUAUUUCACAUACAGUGGAAAAUCAAACGUUCUUGAAGUGAAAGAACUCAACUACCAGGUUAACAUGACAUCCCAGAUUCCCUGGUAUGAAAACCUGGCGCAGAUGAAAAUGCCAUGGACCUGGAAAUCAGAUCCCCGUUCUCACGUGUUAACAAUCCAGAAUCUGAAUUUAAAAGUUCAGAGUGGUCAGAUGCUAGCUAUUAUAGGAAGCACUGCUGGAGGAAAGACAUCCUUGCUUGACGUGAUAACCUGCCGGGAUCAUGGAGGCAAAAUCCAGUCUGGCCAAAUUACGAUCAAUAACAAACCCAGCACUCCCCAGCUUGUUAGGAAAUGCAUCGCACACGUGCGGCAGGAUGACCGACUGCUCCCCCACCUGACUGUCAGAGAAACACUACUGUUUGUUGCCAAACUGCGUCUUCCCAAGUUUUUUUCAGAGUCACAAAGGGAAAAAAGGGUAGAAGAUGUCAUAGCAGAGCUACGCUUGCGCCAGUGUGCAAACACCAGGGUAGGGAACGAGUACCUCCGUGGCGUUUCGGGAGGCGAGAGGCGAAGAGUGAGCAUCGGGGUGCAGCUGCUCUGGAACCCAGGAAUACUCAUACUUGAUGAACCCACAUCUGGACUGGACAGUUUUACUGCACAUAACCUCAUGAUAACAUUAUCCAGACUGGCCAGAGGAAACAGAUUAGUUCUUCUUUCACUUCAUCAGCCCCGGUCAGAUAUCUUCCAACUGUUUGAUUUAGUUCUUCUGAUGACUUCUGGAGUCACUGUCUAUUCUGGAACAGCAAGAGACAUGGUCCAGUAUUUCACUGAACUAGGCUAUCCCUGCCCAAGGUACAGCAAUCCUGCAGAUUUCUAUGUUGAUUUGACCAGUAUUGAUAAACAGAACGCAGAAAAGGAGAUGGAAAGCCGAAAAAGAGCAAAUACUCUUGCCAACUUGUUCCUAGAAAAAGUAAAAGAUUUUGAUGAUUUCUUAUGGAAAGUUACUGAAGGAGAUAAAGUUGCAACCACAUUCAGCAAGCAAAGGUCCCAUUUGAAUUCAGAAGAAGCUAUCAUCAUGCCUCAUUGUUCAACUGAUCAGUUACCAGGAGUCUUAAAGCAGUUCACUAUAUUAUUAAGUCGUCAAGUCUCCAAUGACUUCAGAGAUCUUGCAACGUUAUUAGUCCAUGGAUUUGAGGCCCUUCUCAUGUCAUUAUUAAUUGGAUUUUUGUACUAUGGCCAUGACAAAACUGGACUCUCUAUUCGUGACACAACAGCACUGUUGUACAUGAUAGGUGCACUAGUCCCAUUCACAGUGAUUUUGGAUGUUAUUGCCAAAUGCCAUUCGGAAAGAGCUAUGCUUUAUCAUGACUUGGAAGAUGGAAUGUACUCUGUUAGCCCAUACUUCUUUGCUAAGAUUUUGGGGGAGCUCCCAGAGCACUGUGUUUUUGUUAUCAUUUAUGCUGUUCCCAUCUACUGGCUGGCAAACCUUGUUCCUGAGCCAGAACAUUUCCUGCUGAACUUCCUCUUGGUGUGGCUGGCCGUAUACAGUGCCCGUGCCAUGGCGCUUUGGGUGGCAGCUCUGCUGCCCACAUUACAGCUCUCAGCCUUCUUUGGCAAUGUCCUUUUUACAUCAUUCUACCUGAGUGGUGGUUUUGUGAUAAGCCUGAAAAACCUCUGGACAGUUCCAUUCUGGGUUUCUAAGAUCUCUUUUCUCAGAUGGAGUUUUCAAGGCAUGAUGCAAAUUCAGUUCGCUGACCUCACAUACGAAAUAACUGUUGAAAAUAUUACACUUCGAAUACCCGUCACUCAGGCUCUGGACCUGGACUCCCAUCCCCUCUAUGUGAGCUAUCUCGUCCUGGCUGGUAUCGUCGGCAGCUUCCUGCUUCUAUACUACUUAUCCCUGAGGUUCAUCAAGCAGAAAUCAAACCAAGACUGGUAACAGCAAACCGCGCAGAGGAGGCAGCAGGUUACAGCGUGCCGUGCAAGAAACCAGGCUCGGCCCACGGGUUUAUUUUUUGGUCACCUCCGCAGGCGGGCAGGGGAGAGCCGGGAGCGGCGGCCACGGGAUGGCAGCAGAACACCAGGAGUCGGCAGGCAGGAGCCUGCCACAGCCUGGGGCUGCGGCUUGCGGGGUUGGUUUGUGGCUUUUUUUUAUGGCAUAGGGUUUUCCUAGGUGACAGGACGCUUAUGAGUUCUCCACACCUUCAAAUAUUCUAACAUAGGGGUCACUGAUUUAAAGGGACUUAAUACCUGAUGUGUUAGUCCAUAACGUUUGAACAUGUAGGGAUCAGGUACUUCAUCCUGAGAGCUCUGAGAAAAGAGGGUUCAGCACACCCAAACCACUGCUUUCUGUAAAAUAUAACAUUCAGCCCUCAUAAGAACACUGUAGAGGAAAGCAAGACACAAAAUUUUACUGAUGCUUCAGGAGAUCAUGCAAAGAUGGACAAUACAACUGUUACUGAGCCUGUCCUGUUUCUACUGAGUGAUGUAUUUUAGGGCUUUGCCUUUGUGUUCCAUUUAGACACUGUUGAUGCCCAAAAUGGGUAUUGUACAGAUGAUCUUUUGUAAAGGAGAAAUUUAUCUCACUCUCUUGGAUUUAUUUGUGCACUAUAAACACAUACCAGUUCAUUGUUAUUAAUCACAUCUUUCUCUGUGGCAAUACAAAUCACAGCAACUUGCCAAGUUUGGUUCCUAGGAAUCUCAGUACCAAACCUCUCCCUCCAGUAAUUAAAAAUCAAAUGGUGCCAUCUAUGAAAUGCCUGUAAUUGUGCACUUAGUUACGCUCACCCGUAAGACAGAAAUCCUCAUAAAAUGAGUAUCAGUAAAUAAAUGGCUGUAAUUCACACAGUCAUGGUAAAAGCAUGGGCAAAUUAGGAGUAGUUGUUGUGAGUAUUUUAUAAAGGUAGCUUGCUUGAUUUUAAAUGUUUGGAAGCAUAUCUCUGUGCUUAUAUACAGACACCCAAAGCACAUCUGCUACUUUCAAUUCCAUGUUGCACAGAGUGGAAAACUCCUAGUGUAAUGGGCUAUAAUGCCCCAGACACUGUUAUAUAAAUCCUUUUUCUUUUUUUUUUAAAGAAAUAAGAAUGAAAAAACAUCCAUGUUUUAUUAUUCUAUUUGGCAAUGAGGACUGCCACAUUACUUUCCACAGGCUCUAUGUGGUAGUAAAUUACCAGGAAGACCCUAGUCUAAAGAUGUUAAGCAGAUUUGAUAGUAUAACAACUCCAGCCCCAGGCAGCAGCAAGAAUCCAGAACACUCCAAGGUUUUUCUAAGGUAAACUCUAUCAUUUCUUUGUGGUUCUGCUACAUUUGAGUUAAAAAAAAAAAAACACUUAUCUGAUCCUAGUGCCAUUUUGAAAUUCUCAGAUUUUCACUGCCUGUUAAUGGCAAAGCCAAUUCUUUCAGUCCAAUUCAGCAUCAUUAAAUUGUCAGAACAGCAGCUUCCUGUUUGAUUCUUAAUUAUUCCUUUUUAUUACAUUUAAGACACUUAAUUUUUUUUAAAGUGGUUUACUCUUCUUUGUAAUGAUCUGUUGUGAUUAGCAUCUCUUUUAUAUUACACUGAAGUUUUAAGGGUAUAUAUUGGUACUUCUAGUCUAAACCUCUAUUUUCAAGGUAUUUAGAGGAUUAAAUUCUAGGCUGACUCUC